Messenger RNA from Eublepharis macularius, 1233 nucleotides. RefSeq names its product glutamic-oxaloacetic transaminase 1 like 1 (gene GOT1L1). Gene Ontology annotation, cellular component: cytosol. The coding region runs from base 1 to 1233 and encodes 410 amino acids. Lineage: Eukaryota; Metazoa; Chordata; Lepidosauria; Squamata; Eublepharidae. Gene Ontology annotation, biological process: L-aspartate biosynthetic process. The transcript is spliced from 9 exons. The record is from RefSeq and is a predicted model, not a curated record. Gene Ontology annotation, molecular function: pyridoxal phosphate binding; L-aspartate:2-oxoglutarate transaminase activity.
AUGGGGACACUCUCUGUCUUCCUGGAUGUCCCCUUGGCUAAAAGGGCUGACAUCCCCCUAGACUUCUACAGAGAAGAUCCACAUCCCCAAAAGGUGUUGCUUGGCCAUGCAGGUUGCCAAACUGAUGCUGGCGAAGUUUGGAUCCCACCUGUGGUGCAACGUGUUUUGCUCCAGAUCUCUCAGGAUCCAACACUGAACCAUGAAUACCUCCCAGAGCUUGGGAUUUACGAGUACACUAGAGCAGCCACUGAGCUGGCGAUUGGCAAGGACAGCCGUGCUCUCUUAGAGAACAGGGCCGGGGGGGUUCAUACAGUCGGUGGGACAGGUGCUCUUUGGAUUGGAGCUGAAUUUCUGUGCCGCUGGUACAACCCCAGGUUCUUGAAUCUAUCUACUGUCUACAUUGCCAAGCCACAACUGGACAGUCUCGGGUGUAUAUUUCAAGUUGCUGGCUUUAAAGACAUUCGUCCUUAUCAUUGUUGGAACCCAGUCAAAUUGACCAUUGACGUAGAAGAGUUUUUGCAAACGCUGCAGAAUGCACCAGUAGGCUCUAUUGUCUUCCUUCAUGCGCCAGAAGAAAUUGGCCUGAAGGCCCAAGAAUGGAAAGCAGUUGCAACAACGAUGGAGAAAAAACAGCUCUUUCCCUUUUUCAACAUUGAAAGUCAGGGCCUGGCCUCUGGAAAUCUGGACAAAGAUGCCUGGGCAUUGCGGUACUUUGUGGGGAAAGGCUUUGAACUUCUGUGUGCCCAGUCUUUUUCCAAAAUGUUUGGCUUAUAUGAUGAGAUGGUGGGGAAUCUUAUUGUGGUGACCAAAAACAACCAGACGCUGAUCAGAAUCCACUCCCAGUUGGGCAGGCAAAUAUCUACGACAUGGGAGAACCCCUCUAGCUUGGGGGCCCGGGUCGUUGCAAUGGUGCUGAAUAGCCCUGCCUUGCUGUAUGAGUGGAAACUGAGUCUCCGGAUGCUAGUAGAGAGGAUUAUGCUGAUCAGGGAGAAGCUGAAAGAGAAGCUGCGGAUCCUUGGGACACCUGGCUCCUGGGAGCAUCUCACAGCUCAGUCAGGAAUCUGUAGCUUCAUUGGGCUCCGCCCUUCCCAGGUGGAGUUCCUAGUGAAGCACAAACACAUCUACCUCUUUGAAAACAAGCAGAUCAACAUCUGCAGCAUUAGCUCAAAGAAUCUGGACUACGUUGCACAGAGCAUCCAUGAGGCAGUAUUAGCCACCUCUUCUGAGGACUAG